AUGCACCGAGGCGGGCCGGGACCAGGCCUCAGAGGCCUGAAGGGGGCCGAGGGCCCCGCCGAGGACUUGGGGGGCUCUUGCCUGGAGGCCGGCAGGGAUUUUGGGGUGCUGAAGGAGAAUGGCGAGGCCGAGGAGGCGGCGAGCGGCAGGAAACGCGCCCGGCCGGUGCGUUCCAAGGCGCGGCGCAUGGCGGCCAACGUGCGGGAGCGCAAGCGCAUCCUGGACUACAACGAGGCCUUCAACGCGCUGCGCAGGGCGCUGCGGCACGACCUGGGCGGCAAGAGGCUCUCCAAGAUCGCCACGCUGCGCAGGGCCAUCCACCGCAUCGCGGCGCUCUCCCUAGUCCUGCGCGCCAGCCCCGCGCCCCGCUGGCACUGCGGGCACCUGGAGUGCCACGGCCAGGCCGCGCGUGCCGGGGGCGGCGGGGACGCGGGCUCCAGCCCGCCGCCGCCCGCCCCGCCGCCCGCUGGCCCCUUCCCGCCGCGCUGCGCCUCGUGUUCCCCGCACACGCACCCGGGACGGCCCAGGGCGGUGGCCGAGGCUCAGGGCGCGGCCCAGGCGUCCGCGGGAAGCUGGCGCCGCGGUCCUGGGGCUCCCUUGGCCUGGCCGCGGGGCUACCCGCGAGCGGGCCCUGGGUUGGGCUUCCAGCACUCCUGA
This is a messenger RNA of Prionailurus viverrinus (fishing cat), 657 nucleotides long. RefSeq names its product basic helix-loop-helix family member a9 (gene BHLHA9). The transcript has a single exon. Gene Ontology annotation, biological process: regulation of transcription by RNA polymerase II; developmental process. NCBI's taxonomy places the organism in Eukaryota, Metazoa, Chordata, Mammalia, Carnivora, Felidae. The record is from RefSeq and is a predicted model, not a curated record. Gene Ontology annotation, molecular function: DNA-binding transcription factor activity, RNA polymerase II-specific; RNA polymerase II transcription regulatory region sequence-specific DNA binding; protein dimerization activity. Bases 1 to 657 code for a protein of 218 amino acids.